This is a messenger RNA of Trypanosoma rangeli, 435 nucleotides long. RefSeq names its product CCCH zinc-finger protein. The record is from RefSeq and is a predicted model, not a curated record. Bases 1 to 435 code for a protein of 144 amino acids. Gene Ontology annotation, biological process: apoptotic process; hippo signaling; regulation of cell population proliferation. Gene Ontology annotation, molecular function: molecular adaptor activity; metal ion binding; protein binding. NCBI's taxonomy places the organism in Eukaryota, Euglenozoa, Kinetoplastea, Trypanosomatida, Trypanosomatidae. The transcript has a single exon.
AUGCAAGGGUAUUUUCCAAUAAGCCAACCUGUUCUUCCAUCAGGCUGGCAGAUGGCCUACACCGCGACCGGUCAACCAUAUUACAUGGAUCAUAACACAAAGACCACGCACUGGACUCUCCCGGAGACUGUCAGCUAUUCCUUUGGGGGCUACUAUAACCCGGUGAUGGUAGCGGGCAGCGGCAGCGGCAGCGGCGGAGGCAGCGGUGGCGCCCGCGGUGGUCGCGGUGUUCGUGGUCGCGGUGGUCGUGGCGGCAUCGAUCAGGGGAAGCGCAAGACGAAGAUGUGCAUAUAUUGGGAAAAGAAUGGUGAAUGCAAUUGGGGUGACCGCUGCGCCUUUGCACAUGGCCAGGGGGAGCUUCGUGGGACGGCAAACUCCGCGAGUUCCCAGCCACAACAGUCCCUGCAGGAGGGGGGAGACCAAUCGGCGCCGUAG